AUGGGGAAACUUGUCCAGGCAGCGCAAGGAAACGCGUCUGGCCUCACUACUUCAACAACACCCGUCAUCUCCUCAAAUACAUCGUCGACGAAUGCUUCAGUCUCUACUACUCCUACUUCAACAGUCUCGUCAGCGACACAGUCGCAGGACCCUCAGUCCAACAAGACUGUGCAGCAAUCGAUAAUGCUUCUGAUAUCUCCCGUUGGUGAUGAACCAGAAGGAGUCCACCAAGAAACUGUAGGUAGCAGCAGCAGUGGCAGUGGCGAGAAUGAAGAGCACUUGCAACUGUCCCUGGAGGAGGCCUUCUUCCUCGUCUUUGCUGUAGAGUGUAUUGCAGUAUCGGAACAGAAGACCACUUCCACUUGCGACCAACUACUACUCGGAGGCGGCUCUGUUGGCCUUUCGCCUUUCUCGAUCCAAGAAUGCUGGCUUCGAUUUGCUCAAGCGUCUGUUUUCGCAGGCAAGUCAUCUAUGGCACUACCAAUGCCAAUGCUAGAGAUCUCGCCGGACAAUCCAUUUAUCGUUCGGUAUGCAGCAUACCAUCACUACCGGAGCCUGGGCUGGGUGGUCAAGGAUGGUCUCAAGUACGGGACAGACUUUUUGCUAUACAAAAAGGGUGUGAUGUUUGGACAUUCGCAGUUUGGGAUUCGUGUUAUCGCGUGCAAGUCCGCGGAUGAGGUCACAUCCAACACGACGCAACAACAUUGGUCAACUGGUAUGAGUCCUCUGGAUUUGCCUCGCUUGCCCUUGUCGUCGACGACCCCUGGCCUUUUCGCCCCGCACGCGGUCCACUCAUGGCAGUGGCUCUUGGCCCUGAACAGAGUCAUUUCUCAGGUUCAAAAGGUAAAAAAUUGA
Messenger RNA from Linnemannia hyalina, 855 nucleotides. The record is from the annotation of a GenBank genome assembly. NCBI's taxonomy places the organism in Eukaryota, Fungi, Mortierellomycota, Mortierellomycetes, Mortierellales, Mortierellaceae.